CCCCCGUUUACAAUGUGCUGAGCGUCUGCCUUCAGGGAAAAUGACUGGAGGGGGGGGACCCACACGCACACAGCUAUAAGAGCCCUUUUGAAAACCGCGCAUUCCCCCCAGAUGUCGCUGUUUGGAAAGCGGCCCCUGCAAGCGGCUGUCGGAGGCCCGCAGCCUGCCUUUCCUGCAGGGGUGAGCGGGCGGAGCAGCGCCGCAGUCACCCGCCGCACCGACCAGCUCAGCCAUGGCGAGACACACCGCCGCGGCCGCGAAAGCCGCUCCCGUCGAGGCGCCUCCCAGGCGGAAAAAGGGACCGGGGGCACUGGCCACUGCCUACCUGGUCAUCUAUAACGUGGUCAUGACGGCCGGGUGGCUGGUCAUAGCUGUUGGUUUGGUGCGGGCGUAUCUCGCGAAGGGCAGUCACCACGGCCUGUACUACUCCAUAGAAAAGCCUCUGAAAUUCUUUCAGACUGGUGCUCUGUUGGAGGUGGGUGGUGCUGAACUUUACACCUUCCAUGUACAAAAUGAAGACAGCGUUCUGCUUUUUGUGGUUGCUUGGACAAUAACGGAAAUCAUUCGCUACUCCUUCUACACGUUCAGUCUACUGAACCAUCUGCCAUACCUUAUUAAAUGGGCAAGAUAUACCCUCUUCAUUGUUCUGUAUCCCAUGGGAGUCACUGGGGAGCUCCUGACUAUUUAUGCUGCUCUUCCCUAUGUGAGAGAAACCGGGAUGUAUUCAAUCAGACUGCCAAACAAAUUCAACUUCUCUUUCGAUUACUACACAUUCCUCAUUCUGACAAUGGUCUCUUACAUUCCACUCUUUCCUCAGCUGUACUUUCACAUGUUGAGACAGAGGAAGAAAGUCCUGGCACCCGCGGAAGGCUACAGCAAAGCAGAGUGAAGAAGGCACUGGGCGGACUGGAAUGUGGAAAAGAUGACAUUUAAAUCUUGCCUAACUAAAUUAAUAUCUGCUCACCGAGAAGAAUCCAAACCUUUCAAAAUGGCGAAUGACAUUGAGAUGAAUAUGAGCACAAUACUUGCUUGUGAAUGAACUUUUAAAUAUUUGGGUUGGGCGAUUUUGAACAACAAAAAAAUAGUUUUUAACAAGGGUUGCAAAGGCAGUUAUGUCAACCCAAUGCGUACGGUUUGAUAGUAGUUGUGUUCAAACCAGACUAACCACUUAAUAUGAAUGCAACAUGAUGGAAUGAGUCCCUGGAGACUGGAAAGUUUGGAUUUCUUCGUUCGUGUGUGGCAAUGUGUACCAAUUAUUUUUCUGUAUUAUUCCUACAGUCCUCUAAUUUUUGAUUGACGUACAAAUGUGACUGAUAAACUGAUUUUGCAUCAUUAUCCCCUAAUGUUUUCCUAACCUGAAAAAAAACUAACCGUUUUUAAAAAAUAAAACUCUUGAUGAGCCUGUUUGUGAGUAGAUUUUUAAUAGUGGAUAAGGUAGGUUAAAUGUAAGUAAACUUAUGUUUUUUUUUACUGGCAUAUUCUGUAAACAGACCUGAAAAACAAAGCCUACGGGUAUUUCCUAAAGUUUCUAGGUUUACGUUUAUGUUGCAAUUACUGUAGGCCAGAGGUCUGUUGUAGGUAUUGUUUCACCAUCAUUUAUAGUUGAAAUCAUAAUGUUCACAGUGAACCAUUAACGUGUUCAUGAUAAAUGUGUAAUUCAUAGUUCAAUUGUUUAAUAUUAAAGUAGCAUAUGGGAAAAGGCAUAAAAUCAACAAGUAGCAUUGUAUUAUAGAAUUUUGUACAAUUAUAAGCCUUAAUGAGAUGGAUUUUUUUGUAUAUUUUCGAUAAAUUAAUUACAUUUAAAGCUUUACCUCAUUGGUGAUGAAACUAUUGACCCCCCAUAUGAAUAAAGCUUGUGCACUAAAAA
This is a messenger RNA of Lepisosteus oculatus (spotted gar), 1867 nucleotides long. Lineage: Eukaryota; Metazoa; Chordata; Actinopteri; Semionotiformes; Lepisosteidae. The record is from RefSeq and is a predicted model, not a curated record.